Messenger RNA from Colletotrichum acutatum, 540 nucleotides. RefSeq lists its product as uncharacterized. The coding region runs from base 1 to 540 and encodes 179 amino acids. The record is from RefSeq and is a predicted model, not a curated record. The transcript has a single exon. NCBI's taxonomy places the organism in Eukaryota, Fungi, Ascomycota, Sordariomycetes, Glomerellales, Glomerellaceae.
AUGCAGCCCACUGCCCUCUUUGGAAUUCUGCUGCUUCUCUCUUCGCAAGCACAGGCCGCACCAUCGUCGAUUCACUCUCACCUCCAGCGCCACAGAGAACGCGCCGCAACGCACGCUCACUUGAGCCAUCAGCACGCAAAGUUAAACAAGAAAGUCGAGCCAGUCGAGCCCGAAACCGAAACGAUGAAGACCUUUAGAGACAUCGUACCACUAUUUCAAAACCUCAUUGCCACGGACAAGCCAUCAGCACCGUCGCCCUAUGUUGAGUCGACCCUGACGCCUCCUUCAAAGCACGAUGAUGCAUCAGAUCAAGUCGACUCAGACUCCGACGACUCACAACAACUACGCGUGAUGAGGACACAUUCAGUCCGCGAGCAACAAACGUUGCCUGACCGGGCUAAGCUGGCGGCGAUGGGUCGAGGGCAAAACCGCGUGAGGUCGGUCGCGGAUAUUGUCGACAGCCGGCAUGCCGACUCUGCGAUGCGGUUGCUGCGUGCUCACGCUGUUGUCAAGCAUAACAGAUUUCAGCGCGAGAUUUGA